AUGUCACAGGCUGGGGAUGACAGCUUACGGGCCAUGUUCCAGGGGGGAAAUCCUCCCUCCGGGCCUUUGGUGAAGAGGCUUUGGCCGACGAAGCAGGCUGUUGGGACAUCCUCUUUGUCCCCGGCUAAGGGGAAAAAUCCAGGCCCUUCUUCCAAUGAAAAGGUGCCUCCACCUCCUCCUGCCGCAAAGGAGAUGCCUCCACCUCCACCUCAACCUCCCGUCCUUGCUCGGGAAAAGGAGGCAGCCACUGGGACAUUGCCAACUACGCCCCCCGAGGGACUCAUCACUGUUAGUCAUGCUCAACAUCGAGCAGUUAACUAUAAGGAACUGGUCAAGGUCUUAAAUGAUCAAUUGGUGGAAGCCCAGGCAAAGAUUUCAAUUCUGACUAAGUCUAAGAAAGAUCUCGAAGAAAAGACUGAGCAAGGAAAGAAAGCAGUUGCUAACCACGAUAGACCUGUGAAGGAGUUGGCUGAUGAGAACAACAAGAAAAUCUAG
This is a messenger RNA of Humulus lupulus (European hop), 495 nucleotides long. RefSeq lists its product as uncharacterized. Bases 1 to 495 code for a protein of 164 amino acids. NCBI's taxonomy places the organism in Eukaryota, Viridiplantae, Streptophyta, Magnoliopsida, Rosales, Cannabaceae. The transcript is spliced from 2 exons. The record is from RefSeq and is a predicted model, not a curated record.